CUUCCUUCCACUGUCUUCUCGCCUUCCCUACCCUCGACGCUGACAGUGGCUAUUCUGUAGCUUCCUCUCGACACUUCGAACCCCUCCGCAUUCAAAUAGCGCGGGUGAUCAAGGAGGGAAAACCCCACAAAUCUUCUUCCCCACAAUCUCUCUCUCUCUCUCUCUCUCUCGCCAUGGAUAUGGAGCUUGACCCGGACGAAGUCUUCAGAGACGAUGAAGACGAUGCUGAGGCAGAAUACUUUCGGGAAAGGGCGUCAACUAAGGAACUGGCGGUCUACUUGAUCGAUGCUUCCCCUAAAAUGUUCCUCACUCACUCUCCUUCGGAGAAACAUAUGAAAGAUGAGAGUCAUUUCCAUAUCACCAUGAGCUGUAUCUUAUCGUCAUUGAAGACUCAAAUCAUCAGCAGGUCAUAUGAUGAAGUUGCAAUAUGCUUCUUUAACACUAGGGAAAAGAAGAAUCUGCAGGACUUAAAUGGUGUCUUUGUGUUUAAUGUUGGUGAUCGGGAGUCUCUAGACAGGCCAACCGCGAAAUUCAUUAAGGAACUUUCUCAGUUAGAGGAAAAGUUUGCAAAAGAAAUUGGAAGUCAAUAUGGUAUCGUGGCUGGUUCUCGGGAAAAUUCACUUUACAAUGCUCUCUGGGUUGCACAGGCACUUCUUCGUAAAGGAUCUGCAAGGACAGCUGACAAGCGUAUUCUUCUUUUCACGAAUGAGGAUGAUCCUUUUGGGAACAUAAAAGGAGCCACUAAAACAGAUAUGACAAGGACCACACAGCAACGAGCAAAAGAUGCACAAGAUCUAGGCAUAUCGAUUGAGCUUUUUCCAUUGAGUGAGCCUCACAAAGAGUUUGAUCUUUCUCGUUUCUAUGCUGAUAUGAUUGGAAUUGACGACGACGGUAUUGCUGAAUUUAUGUCUGCAAUAGGAGCAAAAUUCGAAGAUAUGGAAUAUGAGCUAAAAAGGCGUAUGAUCAAGAAGCGCAUUGUCAAGACAUUGACAUUUACAAUUGCUAAUGGACUUGCAAUUGAAGUUAAUACUUAUGCUUUGGUUCGGCCAACAGUACCAGGGUCAACUGUCUGGCUUGAUUCUGUCACCAAUCAACCUUUGAAGAUAGAGAGAUCUUUCAUCUGUGCGGAUACUGGGGCAUUGAUGGAAGAGCCUACAAAACGCUUUCAAACUUAUCAGAAUAUGAACGUCAAGUUUUCAGUGGAGGAACUAUCCGAAAUAAAGAGGGUAUCAACUGCCCAGCUUCGUCUUCUUGGAUUCAAGCCAUUGAAUUGCUUAAAAGAUUACCACAACUUGAGGCCAUCAACUUUUAUUUUUCCUACUGAUGAGGAAGUACUUGGAAGCACUCUCAUUUUUGUUGCCUUGCAUAGAUCCAUGUUGCGUUUGAACCGUUUUGCAGUUGCAUUUUAUGGCAAUCCAUCUCAUCCUCAAUUGGUCGCCAUUGUUGCUCAAGAUGAGGUAAAAGUUGCUGGUGGUCAGGUUGAGCCACCGGGAAUGCACAUUAUUUAUCUUCCAUAUGCAGAUGACAUCAGACCCAUCGAAGAGUUUCAGAUGAGCCCAGAAAAUCCAGUACCUCGGGCAAGUGAUGAACAAAUUGACAAAGCUGCUGCACUGAUGAAACGAAUUGAUCUGAAGGGCUUCUCCAUCACCCAGUUGAGCAAUCCCGCUUUGCAGAGACACUAUGCGGUUUUACAAGCCUUAGCUCUGGAAGAGGAUGAAUUGCCUGAAACCAAGGACAAAACGCUUCCUGAUGAGGAAGGCAUGUCUCGACCUACAGUUGUUAAUGCAAUCGACCAAUUCAAGCAUUCUGUUUAUGGAGAUCAGUAUGAGGCUAGGAGCUCUGCCGGUGACGACAACAUGAGUGAGGCCUCAAAAAAGCGAAAGGCAAGCGCUGGGAACGCUGUAAAGGAGUGUGAGAACUACAACUGGGCUGAAAUGGCUGAGAGUGGGAAGUUGACGACAUUGACUGUGGUGGAGCUGAAAUACUACUUGACAGCACACAACCUCCCCGUUUCAGGGAAGAAGGAAGAUCUCAUCAGCAGAAUAAAGAUGCAUUUGAGGAAGUAAGUGUGUAAAACAACGGUAGCUGGACCCAUUGGAGUAUGAAAAUCGAGGAAUUUUUUGUGAAGGCUGAUGCAAAAUCCCAAAUUGACCCAGAUGAACCACCAGAUUUUGUCCCGAGAUGGAAAGCACUGUCCUGAAAACGAUUGCACUAAAAUGGAUGUAGCAAGUUGAGCUUUUGUCAUAGUUAGCCUCAUGGAUUGUCUUGGAAUAUUGGAUAGGGCGGUCAUUCAUGCUGAUAAGUAGUAAGUUUCUGAAUAGAGGCUGACUAAAGUUAUCUAGUUCUGCCCAGGAAACAGAUUUCCAGGUUCAUUAACAUAUGUAAAUCUCUAGUCAUCGUCGGUAAUGCUGUAUCAACGGUUUGGGUUUUGGCAGUUCCAUGUCAGAUUGGGGAGAUUAAUGUACAUCUUGUGAAACUGUGUAAAUUUGAAUCUGUAGUAGAAGUAUCUGUUGUUUGGGCCA
Messenger RNA from Punica granatum (pomegranate), 2522 nucleotides. Lineage: Eukaryota; Viridiplantae; Streptophyta; Magnoliopsida; Myrtales; Lythraceae. The record is from RefSeq and is a predicted model, not a curated record.